AUGAGCGUCUUCACAAAAGGUUCCUCCGAACGUGCCGAACGUGAUGCAGCACUGCAGGCUGCGAUCAAAGAACAGGCGGCCAUCAUUUCCGGCACAGGGAAUGUCAUCGAGCUGAAGCCUUCUGAGCGCGCACCGAAGCGGAAACCAAGCUUUUAUCCAGUUGAUGCGCGGGUGCGUCGGCUGCAUACCAGCGCAAAGAAGCGUUCCCAGAAGCAGCGCACGCGGUUGCGCAACUCGAUACAGCCUGGAACGGUUCUUAUCAUGUUGGCUGGGCGGUUUCGAGGGAAACGGGUGGUGUUUCUGCGGCAGUUGGAGCACUCUGGCCUCCUGCUGGUUACGGGACCGUUUGCACUGAACGGCGUACCGCUUCGACGAGUUAAUCAGGUUUAUGUGAUUGCGACGAAAACGCGGGUGGAUAUAAGUGGUAUCGAUACGAGCUCCGUUGACGAUACGUGGUUCACAAAGGGUGCUCGCAAGGCUCGCGAGGAGCGAAAGAAAGCCCGCUUGCGCGGCGCGGACGGUUCCGGUGGCGAAUCGACUGUAAAACAGUGCCUCCCGGAGGAAAAGAAGAACCUACAGAAGCAGAUCGACGGACAGGUGAUGAAAGCUGUUGAAGGAAUUCCUUUGCUCCGCGAAUACCUUUCGAGCCGGUUCACGCUGACCAAGGGCCAAUAUCCGCAUCGCAUGACCUUUUGA
This is a messenger RNA of Cyanidioschyzon merolae strain 10D, 696 nucleotides long. Its product is annotated as 60S ribosomal protein L6. Gene Ontology annotation, molecular function: structural constituent of ribosome; RNA binding. Gene Ontology annotation, cellular component: cytosolic large ribosomal subunit; ribosome. The coding region runs from base 1 to 696 and encodes 231 amino acids. The transcript has a single exon. NCBI's taxonomy places the organism in Eukaryota, Rhodophyta, Bangiophyceae, Cyanidiales, Cyanidiaceae. The record is from RefSeq and is a predicted model, not a curated record. Gene Ontology annotation, biological process: cytoplasmic translation; ribosomal large subunit assembly.